Messenger RNA from Cynoglossus semilaevis (tongue sole), 3587 nucleotides. RefSeq names its product microtubule-associated protein RP/EB family member 3. The transcript is spliced from 9 exons. Lineage: Eukaryota; Metazoa; Chordata; Actinopteri; Pleuronectiformes; Cynoglossidae. The record is from RefSeq and is a predicted model, not a curated record. Gene Ontology annotation, molecular function: microtubule binding. Bases 224 to 1159 code for a protein of 311 amino acids.
UGAUUUGUUCAUGGGUCAUUUCAUUUUGUGUGUGUUAAACCAAAAUGUAAACGCACAAGGUCUUUGAUCAAAAAGAAUCCUUUAAUCCUGAAAGUGACACAGCACGUAGAAACGAAAGAACCAAACAGCCGGUGAAGACCUCCAUGGAAGAUGAAGCCUUUAUAUCUAAAGUGAUUAUGUUUCAGAUAACAGGCGCGUUUAAAUAUUGAUGUGAUGUAAUCAAAUGAUCAACCGUUCAACUCCUCUCCAGAGAGUCUUAAAGGUAUUUCUAUUAGGGGGUCAACCACAACCUGAUUGUGACAGUUCACACCCAAAACCCACCCAGAGUAGCAGGAGGAUGGCGGUGAAUGUCUACUCCACCUCUAUGACCAUAGAGAACAUGAGUCGCCACGACAUGUUGGCGUGGGUCAACGACUCCCUGCAGCUCACCUAUACAAAGAUCGAACAGCUGUGUUCAGGCACCGCCUACUGCCAGUUCAUGGACAUGCUGUUUCCUGGCUGCCUGUUGAUGAAGAAAAUUAAAUUCAACUCAAAACUGGAGCAUGAAUACAUUCACAAUUUCAAGGUCCUACAGGCUGCGUUCAAGAGAAUGAACGUAGACAAGAUCAUCCCAGUGGAGAGGUUGGUGAAGGGCAAGUUCCAGGACAAUUUUGAGUUCCUCCAGUGGUUCAAGAAGUUUUUCGACGCCAACUACGACGGGAAAGAAUACGACCCUAUACUUACACGGCAGGGCCAGGAGGGGACGCCGAUACCUACAAGCAUAGGUGAGCCCAUCCAUCACAAACCCAAACGACCCGCUCGUUCAGGCUCCAUGAGAACGUCCCCCACAACUCCCAAAAGCGUCCCCCCGCCACAGAGACAGAGCGUAGCAAUGCCCCGCAGGAACCCUCCCAUGACCCGGAACGGAGGGGAUUCUGACAUCAUGGAGCUCCACCAGCAGGUGCUGGACCUGAAGCAGACAGUAGACGGUUUAGAGAAGGAGAGAGACUUUUACUUUGGAAAGCUGCGCGACAUCGAGCUCAUCUGUCAAGAGAACGAAAACGACGGCAGCCCGGUGCUCAGCAAAAUCAUUGACGUACUGUACGCUACAGAGGAUGGAUUUGCACCUCCAGAAGAUGAAGAAAUUGACGGAGCACGAGGAGACCAGGAGGAGUUCUGAACGCCUCCUCGUCAUCUCCAUCAGUUUGUUCCCUUUCCGACUUAUUUACCCGUUGACCCACCUGAUCAUCAUCAUCAUCAUCAUCAUCAUCCUUCCUCAUCUUUUUAUCAUUUUAUUUAUCUCCCUUUUUACAGUCUUCCCUCACACAUGAAGUUUAACUUCCCUAAACUUUCAAGUACUUGUGAAGGGAGACUAAAACCUGACCGGUGUGGACCCCGGUCCAGUAUCUUGGUUUGUCUUACUCCCGGUCAAUGGAACCAGAGUGUCGCCACUCUGGUUACAGCACUACACGAUUUGUGUCAAACUGACGUCGAGUCCAUGCAUGAGCUGGUCCAGCAUGUUUGAAGAAUAGAAGUAUAACUGAACAGUAUUUGGACAAACUACAUUUAAGUUUUAGUUUUAACUGAUUGUUAAAAACAGGAUCCAACAAUAGGGUGUGUGAUCAUAUUUGUUGUCUUGUUGAUGUUAAGUCCCAUGUCUUUGUUUGUGUCUCUGCUCGUUUUAGAGUCCAGGCUAAUUUAAUACUACAUUUUUAUUUAAGCCUCAGUACAAAGGAGAGCCACAACAGUUUCAAUAAGAAGCUAAAUCUUUAGAAAUUUAACUUAUCAUUGUCACGCUCUAAAAAUGUAUCGUAAAUAAAAUUAAAAGAAAAACAGGGUAAAUAUAAUACCAAAAAGUAUUAUAUAAAUAUGAAUAUAAAACACUAGUCAUGUAGCGUAUUACAUGUUACAAUUGGAUACAAAAUUUUUAUGUCCUGUUAAAACUCUUCAUUUAGCAAAAGCAUGCUAUUUUGGCGCUAAUGCUCCUACACACUAGUGCGACACGUGAUUAGGAAGCUAAUGUGGUUUGUCCAAAUGAUGUUUUUUGUACCGCUCAUGCCACAACACACAGCACUAAAGAGCUAUUUCAGCCUUGCUAGCCUUUCAAAGGUUUAAACAGAGACUAUAUUAACAAAUGAACACAUGCUUCCAGAUUUGAGAUUGUUUCAAAGGAGCAGUUGGCCACCAGGGGGCGGCUGCAGUGAUUGCAGAAAGCAGCCAAUUCUAAUCUUGAUCGAUGACAAAAGUACAGUAGAAAGUUUAAUGGCGUGGUUAUGAGAGUCCCAGGCACGAUUCUGUAAAUUAGUGUUUGAUUUAAAGAUAAGAAAAAAAAUAGAUGACAAAAGUGGAAACCUUGUGAUUGACAGCUCGCUCGAUUCAAGAAGGGCACGUACUCCCUGGCUAUGUGAACCUGCUGAUAGGAAUUGCUGAAUUUAAGUUUUUGAAUUUCACACGAUUUUGCAAAGGUUUUGUGUGCGGUCUAUUGGUUUGACUUGGAUUUCAGUGAGAUCACAGGGUUCCAGCUCUGACAACAGGAAGUCGCUUUCAGUCACCGUCAACCCUGACUGGUGACCUCACACUGAAACACGCACGCAUACACGCGCAUGUCAGGGUUCUGUUUGACCAGAUGAAGCUCCUUUCACUGAAUGUCUUCAGACGGUGAGAUUAUAAACGGUUCAAAGUCCCUCAGAGCAGAAAGAACUGCACCUUUGUAUCAGAUGUCUGUGCUUCAUUGACAUUCAGCCAGAUUACAUAUCACAGACUUUCUUACAUGUGUAAAAAAAAAACCAAAAAAAAAAAAACAAGUCAUCAUUCCCAGGAAAAAAGAGGAAAAGAAGAAGAAAAAUCAUCUCAUAUAAUCGUUCUAACUCCCACCACAGGGUAGGGUUUGCUAAUGAAACUGUACUGACAGCUUGUUUAUGAGGCAGCAUGAUGUAUUUAUGGUUUUAUUUAUUUAUUUUCUUAAUCUGCUCUAUACAGUUUUUUGGAAAGAAGGAAAAAAAACAUAUUGUUUUGGACUAAAGGGGAAAUUGAAUGUCUUGCACUAAAUGUAGCAAAAACAAACGGAGUGAAGUUAUUGAAAAUGCCAAGACGUUUUUUUUUUGUUUUUGCGAGGAAGAUACAGGAACAUGUAGUUUUGUAUUUUUGAGAGUUUUCUUUUCUUUUGGAAAAAGGUUUGUUUCUCUUUUUUUUUUUUUUUUUUGUUCAAUUGUAUUUAAUUUGCACUCACUUCCUCAGCGGCCAAGUCGGGGGUUUUAGUGCUUUAGCUAUUUAUUAGACUGUGGUCAGAUUUGAGUUUUAUGAAUGAACAAGGUAAAACAGACUGACACUACUAAAUACUAAUGUUUGACUGCGUACGUUGAGUUAAACAUUUUAGCUGCUAUCCUUUCUAUUCUGUUGCGUUUUUUUUUUUUUUAGCAGAGUUUUGUUGUGUAGCGGUGGCUGCCAACACUGACGGCGAGGUUGACGGUGAGCUUAGUGUGACUGGCCUUAGUCGGACUGGUCUGAUAGAACUAGACAUUCAACACUGUCAGUUUGUUUUUGUCAUGACAGCCUUGUGGUGAACAAACUUUGAUGUCACUGCUUGAAUGCAAUAAAGUUCUGGAGGA